CAUGGCCUCUUAUACUUUCGAGAAUGAUGCAGUCCUCGACCGGAAUCAGAACAUUACACGACAACCAGCCAAAAUUAGCCGAGUAAAUGUCUCCGAUGAUGAAGGAGACCGAGAAGUAUCGUCGGGAUUCCGUGGUCGAUCCCAGAGCUUAAAAUACCUCAAUGAACGAGAAGAGACUGAGACCAUAUCUAGGUCAAAAAGCCUCAGGGAUGUAGACACGGGAGAUUUUGAUAACGUCAAGGCUCGGGUGUCUUAUGUUGAUAGCUGGAACCCAGUGAAUCCAGUAGGGCGGGGUAGGAUAGCAAAAAAGAUUCAAAGCUGGGAGAAUUUGGACGCCGACGGAGACAACAUGUCGAGAGACACAGAAAACGGAUAUGACAGAAAGAGCUACAAUAGCUCAAAUUCUUCACGAAAGCAGAGUUACGAGGGCUACGCGAGAUAUGGGUCGGCUGCCUCCGGUGGAUGGAGGGAUGAAAGAUACGAGCAGUAUGAAGAAUACAGCCAAGAAACUUCUGCUUCGUAUCUGUACAGCGACAGAGACCUAGACGAUCAGAUCGACACCAAAAUGCCCGAUACAGAUCCCACGGCCUCGGAUGCCGAGUGGAAAAAGAUUCAACAAAACACGUUCACAAGAUGGUGCAACGAACAUCUGAAGUGUGUUAACAAAUACAUUUACAAUCUGGAAACAGACUUAGCCGACGGGUUAAAGCUUAUAGCCUUACUGCAGGUCCUCUCGCACAAGAAAAUCGCUAAAUACAACAAGAAGCCAUCGUUUAGACCUCAAAAAAUGGAGAACAUUUCCAUAGCACUCAAGUUUAUCGAGAGCGAGAACAUUCGACUUGUAAAUAUCGAUGCCAGUGAUAUCUUUAAAGGAAAUAUCAAAUUGAUUCUGGGUCUUGUAUGGACAUUAAUUCUCAAGUAUCAAAUCAGCAUGCCAUAUCUUGAUGAUGAUGAUGAUGUGGGUGAAAAAAUGACCCCAAAACAAGCACUUCUUGCAUGGGUCAAAAGCAAGAUGCCCGAGUCUGUUCCUAUGGACAAUUUCAACAAGGACUGGAAUGAUGGCCGAGCUGUUGCUUGUCUGGUGGAUGCUGUAGCUCCUGGCCUUUUCCCAGAAUGCGAGGAUUUAGAUCCAGAAGAUCGACUUGAAAAUGCAAAAGCUGCAAUGCAGGCAGCAGAGGACUGGCUUGGUGUACCACAGGUUAUUACACCAGAAGAAAUUACCAACCCAAAGGUGGAUGAGUUGAGUGUUAUGACAUAUGUCUCAUACUUUCCUGAGGCAAAACUCAAACCUGGUGCUCCUCUGCGCACCAGAACACAUCCCUCAGCAAAGUGUUUUGCCAAAGGUCCUGGUGUGGAGCCUAAAGGCCUUGUCGUAAAGAAACCAGCCAAUUUCACGGUGUUCACACAAGGUGCAGGAGUAGGAAAGUUGGCCGUGUCAGUUUGGGGACCAGGCAAGGUUGAAGAGGAAGUUAUUGUACAGGAUAAUGGAGACCAUACCUACUCAUGUCAGUACUUCCCACAGAAACAAGGAAAAUAUGAUGUGCAUGUCAAAUGGAAUGGCCGGCAUAUUCCCAAGAGUCCAUUCCGAGUGGAAGUUGGUCAAGACCUUGAUGCCAGCCAAGCUUAUGCUUCUGGUCCAGGAUUGCAACCUGAAGGAAUUCAAGCCGGCAAGUACACAGACUUCACAGUAUACACAAAAGGAGCAGGUGAAGGACAGGUGUCUGUCAAAGUGAUUGACCCCCGUGGUGGAGAAGAUGUUGACAUUAUUAUUGAACCACAAGAAGAUGGCCAGUUCUUUGUAGAAUACCAACCAGUUAAUGCUGGAAAACACACCAUUAAAGUCAUGUUUGGAGGGCAGCCCAUUAGCAAGAGCCCUUUCAAGGUCAUGGUCAGUCCACCAAGAGUUGAACCAAUCCCAUCCAAGGUUCGAGUGUUUGGUGUAGGUGUAGAACCAUCUGGCUUGAAGGCUGGACAAAGAGCACCCUUCACAGUUGAUGCUAAAGCAGCUGGUGAUGGGGAACUUGAUGUGUUUGUGGAGGGUCCCCUUGGAGAAGAAAAAGUGGAUGUCAAGAAUAAUGGAGAUGGUACAUACUCUUGCUGUUACUAUCCUGGCAAAUUCGGAAAGUAUGUUGUCAGUGUCACCUGGAGUUCAGUUCAGGUUCCAAACAGUCCUUUCAAUGUUAAAGUGGCUCCUGCUGUUGAUGCCAGCAGAAUCAAAGCAUAUGGCCCUGGUCUGGAGAAAGGUACUGCAGGAAAACCAUGUGAGUUCACUGUCGAAACAAAAGGAGCUGGAAUCGACAGCCUGGGAUUUGCUAUUGAGGGUCCUUCACAAGCUGAAAUCCACUGUCAAGAGCAAUCCCCUGGCAUCUGCGAUGUGAAAUACUACCCGACUACACCUGGGAAGUAUGCCAUACAUGUUACAUGUGGAGACGAAGACAUUCCCAAGAGUCCAUUCAUGGUACCAAUAUCACCUGCAGGAGAUGCCAAGAAAGUUUAUGCUGAAGGACCUGGACUGCAACCUGAGGGUGUUGUUUCAGGUGUGGGAGCUGAAUUCACAGUUUUCACGAAAGAUGCCGGGGAUGGUGACGUCGAUGUGAGAGUAAUUGACGGUAACGGUAAGAAAGUUCCCGCAGACAUCACUGACAACAAAGAUGGCACCUAUUCAGUAGUCUACUACCCUACAACUGUUGGUGCAUACACCGUCAACAUCACUUUUAAUUCCGAAAGUAUUCCCAAGAGUCCCUUCCGGGUAAACGUUUGCCAGACCAACUCCAAAGUCUGCCGUGCUUAUGGACCAGGCCUGGAGAAGGGCUUUGUCAAUCAGAACAAUGAAUUUAAGAUUGAGACGAAAGGAGCUGGUGAAGGUGGCCUGGGCCUGACUAUCGAAGGACCUUCUGAGGCACAGAUUGAAUGUAAAGAUAAUGGCGAUGGAUCAUGUGACGUCACCUACCUGCCCCCAGACCCCGGCGACUAUGUCAUUAACAUCUUGUUCGCGGACGAGCACAUUCCCGGCAGCCCUUUUAAAGCAAGAAUUUCAUAUCCGUUUGACCCUACCAAGGUUAAAGUUGAAGGACCAGGAAUUGAGCCCGGGGUACGUGCGGGUGAGCCAGCGGAUAUUGAUAUAGACACACGCUUGGCAGGAGACGCAGAGCUUACAGUUGAAGCCGUAGAUGAGUUGAACAGUCCUGUUCAGUGUGACAUUGAUGAAGAGGAGUACGGCAUUUAUGCUGUAACGUACUAUCCGAAAAAGAAAGGCAACCACAAGGUUAGCGUCAAAUACGGUGGAAAACAUGCGCCUGGAAGUCCAUUCAAGGUUGCUAUCUCGCCCAAGUCUGACGCUUCCAAAGUGAAAGUGACUGGUCCUGGGGUCGAAAAAACUGGUGUUCAACCUGGCAAACCCACGUGGUUUACUAUCAACGCCUCUGAGGCUGGUAAAGGAGAUGUUCAAGUAAAAGUAGAGCCUGUCGGACGUGGGCGUCCUGUGGAAGUAAAGGUGACUGAAGAUGGAAAAGAAACAUUCACCUGCGAGUAUGUGGCCCCUGUGGAAGGAGCGUAUCAGGUUGAUGUGAAAUUUGAUGGUGUUGCUGUACCUGGAAGCCCCUUCCCUGUCGAUGUUGCGAAGCCUGGCGAUGCAGGAAAGUGCAAGGCACAAGGCGAUGGAUUGGAAACGGCAAUCAUCGAUCAAUUAGCCGAGUUUGACGUGGACUGUACAUCUGCCGGAGAGGGACAGCUAAUGGCCGCAGUGGACAAUCCAUCUGGAGCGCACACAGACACCUUAGUAACAGAUAAUGAAGAUGGCACAUAUUCUGUUUCAUACACACCUUUUGAGGAAGGAAUUCACACACUGAGCGUGAAGUUUGGUGAUGAUCACAUCCCUGGCAGCCCUUUUAAGGUUGAUGUUCUUCCACCGACGGACCCAAGCAAGUGCAAAGCUUAUGGACCCGGCUUGGAGAAGGCAAAUGUGGGCCGCCCCGCUGAGUUUACUGUAGAGACCAAAGGUGCCGGAGCUGGAGGCCUCAGCUUGGCCAUUGAGGGACCCUCUGAGGCAAAACUGACUUGCAAUGAUCAUGGUGAUGGAACAUGCUCUGUGAAGUACACCCCCACAGAGCCCGGCGAUUAUGAGAUCCAUAUUAAGUUCGCUGAUGAGCACAUCCCUGGAAGUCCCUUUAACGCUAAGGUCACCCGCCCAGUUGAUGCAAGCAAAGUGAAGUGUUACGGACCCGGAGUGGAUCGUGUCAAUCCAUUGUUCUCCAAGGCGCCCCAGGAAUUCACCAUAGACACUACCGAGGCAGGGGAUGCUGACCUGGAGGUGACUGUGGAGACACCUGAUAGAAAGACGCUGAAGCCCGAGCCUGUGUCUGAGAAAGGAGAUGGAGUCUAUACAGUGGCUUAUACACCCGAGGAUGAAGGUCGUUACACUGUCAAUGUCAAGUACGGGGACAAACAUGUCCCCAACAGUCCAUUCCGUGUUCGUGCCGGUCCUCCGUUUGAUGCCAGCAAAGUGAAGGUAUCUGGACCCGGAGUGGAUGAGUCGCCCCUCACGGAUGAACCUGUUCAGUUCCUUUGUGAUUGCACUGAGGCUGGAGUAGCUCCUUUAACAGCUUCUGUAGCGCCGCCCACCGGCCCUGAUCUGGAGGUGGAUGUCAAAGACAACGGAGACGGAACAUAUUCUGUCGAGUAUGUACCUGAGCGACCAGGCCGCCACAGUGUGGAUGUCAAGUAUGGGGGUAGGAGAGUACCAAAGAGUCCAUUUAGAGUCCAGGUUAAGCCGAGUGGAGACGCAUCGAAGGUAGAGAUUGAUGGAUUGGGACCUGAUGAUACUUUCUUGGUGGGCAAAGAGAAUGACUUUACUGUGGAUUGCACAAAAGCUGGGAAAGGUGUUCCCAAGUGUUCUAUCAGAGGACCUAGAAGAAAGGAUAUUCCUGUAAAAAUGCUCGAUAAUGGUGAUGGUACAUUCGACUGUCUCUUCGUACCAGAAGACGAGGGUCGUCAUGAUGUGGAGGUCCUUUAUGGCGGUGCCCCUGUGCCCGGCAGCCCCUUCUCAGUGAAAGCUAAAAAACCUGUGGAUGUUGACAAGAUUAAGUGCCAACCUAAGUUAGAUAAAGAGCCAAUUGUGGACGAGGAAAUUGUUUACGCGGUCGAUACGCGACCAACCGAGUCAGCACCCGGUGAAGGGCUGUUAAACGGCUCCUUACUUACACCUUCUGGUGAGAAAGAACCCGUCCGAAUCAAAGAUAACAACGAUGGCACCUUCGAUGUGUCCUGUGUGCCCAAGGAGCCUGGACCUCAUGAACUGUCCGUGGAUUAUGACGGGGUACCUCUGGCCGGCAGCCCGUUUAAGUUUGACGCUGUCGAAGGAGGAGCGGACAAAGUGAAAGCUUACGGAAAAGGAUUGGAGCGUGGUAUUGCUGGGGAGCCUUGUGACUUUACCAUUGUGACGAAAGACGCUGGCCCAGGUGGUCUCUCAUUGGCUGUUCACGGCCCCAGUAAAGCGGAGAUCACGUGCUCAGACAAUGGAGAUGGCACAUGCUCAGUUCAGUAUGUCCCCGAGGAACCUGGUGACUAUGACAUCAGCUGUAAAUUCGCCGAUCAAGACAUUCCUGGCAGUCCUUUCACGGCACAUAUCUAUUCCAACUACGACGACCUCGAUGCAGCCGCUCUCCGUCCUACAGUCGGCAAACCAUGUGACGUACAAUUGAACAUCCCGGAUUCAUUCCGGCCAGAGGACAUCGAAUCGGGCGUACUUGCCGCUGAACUCGAGAGACCAAACGGCCGUAAAGAGCCUUUGGAGCCACUUCGUGUCAACCCUGAUGGAACGUUAGCAGUCACAUUUAUCCCAUACGAACCCGGAGAGCAUUUGAUCCACGUGUACAAAAACAAGCACGAAGUUCAGAACAGUCCAUUCUCAGUUAUGGUGCAGGCGCAACGUGUUGGCGACAUAUACCCUGUCGGGCACACUUGUGAUCUAGACUUUAAAGUACCCGAAGAUAUCAACGACCUUGUGGGAACUUUGAAACGCCCCAGUGGCAAAGUGGAAGAGUCCUUGAAGCUGCGACCUGGUCCAAAGCCUGGAACUAUCAGUGUGUCUUUCGUGCCAAGAGAAGUAGGAGAACACUAUCUGUCCAUCAGACGGAAAAAGGAUAACAGCCCUGUCGCUGGCAGUCCGUUCUCUAUUCUGGUGGAGUCAGAAGAGCCUGUAGAGGGGGUGGGCUGUCCCGUGGAUUAUUGCCUUAAAUUGGAUGAUGUCAAUCUCCCAGAAGACAUCGAAAAGAACAGAUUAAAGGGAACAUUGAAGAGGCCAUCGAGUGAUAGAGAAGAACCAAUAGAGUUAAAACUCAACUCAGACAACACACUUAGCUGCUCGUUUGUGCCGCGCGAGACUGGGCUUCAUUAUAUCAACAUUAAAAAGUACGGGAGACAUGUCGAGGGAAGUCCGUUCGUUGUCAAGGUGACCGCACCAGAAGGCGUCUCUAGUGUUGGUAAACCCUACGGAAAAGGUCUCGAGAGUCCUGAUAUCGACCUGCCGAAAGAUUAUCCCCGGCUGAGCGCUGCUCUAAAGAGACCUUCCAGUCCUAGAGAAGAAGAACUCAAGCUUGUUCUCAAUGGAGACAACACCUUGGGAGUGGCAUUUACUCCUAGAGAAGAAGGUGAGCACUUAAUCCAUCUCAGAAAGGAUAACAAGGACGUGCAGAACAGUCCUUACAGUGUGAUGGUUGGAGCCAAGGAAGAGAAGGUGGAAGAAGUCCACCCCAUGGGUCGAACGUGUGAUGUAAACCUGGAUAUUCAAGGUGUCAAGCUGCCAGAAGAUCUGGAAAAAGAUUUGCUAAGAGGAUUUCUUAAACGACCAAACAGCACGAAAGAGGAGCCGCUUAAGCUCGAAAUCACAAGCGACAAUUCGCUGGGCGUGUCCUUCGUGCCUCAAGAACCUGGUGAACACCAGAUCAGUGUAAGGAAGAAGACACCAGAUAGAAACUGGCGCGACGUACCAGGAAGUCCUUUCUCCAUCAUGGUCGAAGCCGCUGAGGCCGUCAAAGCUGUUGGCACACCUUGCGAUUGUCUUCUGGACAUUCCAAAUCUACGUGUCCCAGAAGAUCUCGCCAGACUUAACGCAACGCUAAAGAGACCAACGAGCCGUAAAGAGGAACCCCUCAAGCUCAGAGUCACUUCAGAUAACAGCCCUUUCGUUUCGUUCGUUCCACGUGAGCCGGGCGAACAUCUGAUCAGCAUUAAAAAAUACGGCUCUCACGUAAAGAACAGCCCCUUCAGUGUCAUGGUGGUCGCCCCCGAAACUGGAAACGCUAUUGGCAGGCCGUGCGGUGUUGGGCUCGAGAUUCCAGGACUGAAACUUCCUGAUGAUUACACCGACGGUCUUUUGAGCGCGAGUCUCAAGCGGCCUUCUGGGAAGCCUGAAGAACCUCUUCCUUUAGCUCUCAACUCGGAUAACACUCUGAGCGUUUCCUUCACGCCGCAGGAGACUGGGGAACAUUUCGUGACGGUUAAGAAGUCUGGUAACCAUGUGAAUGGUAGUCCGUUUUCGGUGAUGGUCAGCGGUCCAGGACCAGCGGAUCCAAGCAAAGUCGUCUGUAUGGGUCCUGGCCUACAUGAUGGUGUGGCCGGUAAGCCAAGCAAUUUUACCAUAAAUACCCGCGAUGCUGGUUAUGGAGGACUCGGUCUAUCAAUUGAGGGACCCUCAAAGGCGCAGAUCACGUGUUUGGAUAACGAAGAUGGAACGUGUACAGUGGAAUACUUACCUGUUGAACCCGGCAAGUACACCAUCAAUGUGAAGUUUGCCGACGAAGAUGUUCCUGGAAGUCCCUUCACUUCAAAUGUCAGACCCUCAGGCGAUGAAAUCCAACCAGUUGAAGAGAACCUGGUGAGCUCAGCUGUAUCUGACCAGUUCUCUGAACCAACCCAGCGAGUGUCCGAAGUGUUUGAAGAUCUUGUGACGUUCGGUUCCACCCCAGCACAGCCUCAUGACUUCGUCUUUGAUCUGAAGGGUUACAAGAUAGACGAUCUUGAGACGAUGGUUAUUAGCCCUGAUGGAACGGAGCUCGAUUCCGAGAUAAUUGAAACGUCACCGAAGACAUAUACAAUCCGCUUUGUGCCUAAAGAGAGCGGAGAACAUACCAUCUAUGUCCGAUUCAAGAGUGGAAGAAAGAAGGAUAUACCCGGAAGUCCUUUCAAGGUCUUUGUGGAGGCACCUGUGUGGGGUGGGGCUGCAAAAUGUGUGGCUGCAGGACCCGGGCUCGAACGAGGUGUGGUUAACCAUCCGGGAGAGUUUACAGUGUGGACACGUGAUGCUGGUCCAGGAGGCCUUGCGAUCGCAGUUGAAGGUCCUGCUAAGUCGGAGAUUAAAUGCACAGACAAUGGUGAUGGGUCUUGCAAUAUUUCCUACCUGCCAACUACUCCAGGCGAGUACACAAUCCACAUCCGGUUUGCUGAUGAGGAUAUCCCUGGAAGUCCAUUCAAGACUAAUGUAUCACCGGAAGUAGAAGAUCGCUUUAGAGAUCUCAAUGUUACCGAUCUUGCCGAGAGUGGAUUGAAAGUAAACCAACCUGCUUCGUUCUCCGUGCAGACUAAUGCUUCUGUUGGCGACGUGAAGGCGUCUGUCGUGGCACCCUCAGGGGAUGAGAAAGAAGCUCAAGUGUCUAACCUCGGUGGUGGAAACUUCGCCAUUCGCUUCACCCCAAGAGAAUUUGGCGACCAUCUUGUGAAUGUCCGUUUUGAUGGAUCUCACAUUCCCGGCAGCCCCUUUAAGAUCAGAGUAGGCGGUGCGGAAGGACACCCAGAAAAAGUCAAGGCUUAUGGUGAAGGUUUAAGCAAGGGUAGGGUCGGUGAAGCAGCCGAAUUUACCGUCAACGCCCUGGAGGCCGGCUCGGGUGCUCUUGCCCUUUCUGUGGACGGCCCCGCUAAGGUGAAGAUGAACUGCAGUGAAAAUGCUGAUGGUACCUACCAAGUAACGUACAACCCGGUCAUAGCAGGCGAGUACACGAUUAGAAUCAAAUUCGCCGGCCAAGAUAUCCCUGGUAGCCCUUAUAAUGUAACGAUUAGUCCCUCCGAUGGCAGAUACGUCAGCGACGGAGACGCCUCCAAGUGCACUUCUCGAGGAACUGGCCUGCAUAGUGCUGUUCUUGGGCAGCCCAACUCGUUUACAGUUAACGCCAGCAAUGCAGGACGAGGAUCCCUGAUGGUGGGGGUUGAAGGCCCUGCCAUACCAGCGAAAGAAAUCAAUGUCAAACACACAGGAAGCAACGUAUACGCGGUCAACUACGCCCUGGAGGAGCCUGGUGCCUACAUCCUGAAGGUCCUCUGGGCUGACAAGCAUAUCCCCGGAAGUCCCUUCCAAGUAACUGUUUGAACGCACGAGACUCGCGUGUAAGCGUGUCAAAUGUCAGGACCUAUAGCUAGUCUUGUAUUUAAGGAGCUAAAAAAUUCAAGAAGAAACUAUUUUCGUGGACUGGAAGGUUGCACCUCGAUAGUUUUAAUCGUCUUUCGCAAGAACAACAAUGCUAGUUUUCUAUAUAUUAAAAUUUUUUCAGAACUUCGUUUUCUAUCAAUUGUUGAAAAUUUAAAAUUUAUAGACGGAAUAGUUGAAGGUCGAAGUUGUAGCUGUCUUAAUCUGAAAUCCAAUCACAAUGUGGCAAACGUGGGUAAAAUAGGUAGCAGAAAUUAAGGAGCACUGCAAAUCGUGGUUACCAUGGUUAUUGUAAUGACUAAGGGUAACAGGCAGGCUUAGAGCCUUUAUGUCUCUGUAUUCAGUUGUUUGUGAGUUUUUUAAAGUGAGAACUGUUUAUGACUAAGGGAUAUUUUCUAACAACUAAUAAUAAAUUGCUUAAACAAG
Molecule: messenger RNA, 9841 nt
Organism: Pocillopora damicornis (cauliflower coral)
Lineage: Eukaryota; Metazoa; Cnidaria; Anthozoa; Scleractinia; Pocilloporidae
Product: filamin-A
Biological process (GO): actin cytoskeleton organization
Molecular function (GO): actin filament binding
Source: RefSeq, a predicted model, not a curated record